Gracilinanus agilis (Agile Gracile Mouse Opossum) is the source of this 1494-nucleotide messenger RNA. RefSeq names its product pleckstrin homology domain-containing family A member 6-like. Lineage: Eukaryota; Metazoa; Chordata; Mammalia; Didelphimorphia; Didelphidae. The record is from RefSeq and is a predicted model, not a curated record. Bases 544 to 1494 code for a protein of 316 amino acids. The transcript is spliced from 5 exons.
CCCUAGAUGUGGACUCCUCCAUCCAGCAGGCCUGUUGGUGGGCACUAAUGGACACUGCCUCUAGAUUUGUGCCACCCUAAGAGAAAAUAGGGUCGUGGCUAACUACCUCUUCCUCUGCCCUUCUGCCUCCUUCCCUACCCUCCUCGCUCUUUAUCUCCACUUCCACUACUAUUUCUCUUUUCCUCCUUUCUGGUGGCUGGUUGACUGCCAUUCUUUGUUCAUCCCUUCCCAACCCCUUGCUCCUUUUCCAAAGCCACCUUUCUGCUAUUUCUCCUCUCCUCCCCUCUGGUGGUUGGUUGACCUGUUCUCUAUCUCUCCUCCUUCUCAACGCGUGAGGAUCCCCCUCCUUUGGACAGGAGCUCUCCUCCGGGUUCCCGCCCGCUGUGCCCGCCUGUGGCCACCGACUAGGUGACGGUGUGCUGGGCAGGAGAGGCCAGGGCCGAUCCCACGAACUGCCUCUCCCUGCAGGCUGAGCAUGCCGGGGUCCGCACCUACUUCUUCAGUGCCGAGAGCCCUGAGGAGCAGGAGUCCUGGAUCCAGGCCAUGGGAGAGGCAGCCCGGGUACAGAUUCCCCCAGCUCAGAGGUCGGCCCCUCAAGCUGUUCGCCACAGCACUGGAAAGGGGUUGGAUCUACUGACAGGGACUCCUUCGGCCUCCCGCAGCCUUGAGAAGCCGGACUCAGAGAAUAUCCCACCCAGCAAACACCAUCAUCAUCACCAUCAGCCCCGAAACAGCAACCCCAAACCAGAGCCUGAGUCCAAGACAAGAGGAGAAGGAGAUGGCCGAGGCUGUGAAAAGACCGAACGGAAGCUGGAGCAGCCAGAAGUCAAGAAAGAACCAUUGGUGAAAGCCAAUGGUGUUCCGGCUGGACCAGAACCAGCAUUGGAGCCAGGCAGCCCCUACCCAGAAGCCCCACGAGUGCCUACUGGUGGGGAGCGAGCAGCCCAACCCAAUGGCUGGCAAUAUAGUUCACCAAGCAGGCCAGGCAGCACUGCUUUUCCACCCCAAGAUGGCGAGAGCAUUGGUCACCGUCGGAGCUUCCCACCACGAACCAACCCAGAUAAGAUCGCUCAGCGCAAAAGUUCCAUGAACCAGCUGCAGCAAUGGGUAAACCUACGUCGGGGAGUACCUCCUCCUGAAGACCUCAGGAGCUGGAAAAGAAAAGACUGGCCUGUAGGGGGCCUAUCAGCCCCAGAUGCCUUGGUGCCGGAAGUGCACCUGAAAGAUCCCAUCCAACAUGGCCGCCAGCUGCUCUUCCGGAAGCGGCCGCCCGGGGUCUCAGAGGCACCGUCCGCUCCCGACACUCUAGUACUUCACGGCGGCUGUCCAUGGUGCCCACGUCGGCCCCUGGAAUCUCCGGUUCCUGUCAGGCCUGGGCCGCCGGACGGGAGGGGAAGCCGUUGGACGAGGCGAGCGACGUUGGAGGGGGGCGGGGCGCGCGACGCUCUGGGCCGCUUCCGGGCCGCCUCGAUGACCGCGCAGACGGCGCUCUAG